Molecule: messenger RNA, 2204 nt
Organism: Anopheles aquasalis
Lineage: Eukaryota; Metazoa; Arthropoda; Insecta; Diptera; Culicidae
Gene: stck
Product: LIM zinc finger domain containing stck
Biological process (GO): positive regulation of integrin-mediated signaling pathway; cell-cell adhesion; cell-cell junction organization
Cellular component (GO): focal adhesion; cytoplasm; cell-cell junction
Source: RefSeq, a predicted model, not a curated record
CUUCUGAUUUGUUCAGCAAAAAGAUUGCCGACAGUUGUACCAAGAACCCGCUUCUCGCGACACAGCGCCGGCCGUAGUGUUGCGUUUGUGCAGAGUCAGACGAAACUUGACGAUGAGUGCGCUCAAGUUAAAGCCGUUGGAGGAUUCGAACCUCUACAAACGACGCACCACUUCGAAGGAGAAUCUUCUGCAUACGGGCGGCGGCAACGGUGCAGCAGAGCCUACUUCGUCCGUUGCGCACAAUUUUACCGGACAGCCACGCCAUCAUGUGGCUAGUGCGAAUGUGAAGGGCGCCUUCUAUGGCACGCAGUCGCCCGCAACCGUGAGCUAUCCAACGGAGAGCUACUAUCAGCAACCCAAGUCACCGAUAAGAGUGGCAAACACGGCCACGACCGCUGGUACAUCAGUAUUGGUAUCGCAGGGUGACUCGUCGACGAUGACGCCAGCAACUCCCCACCAACUCCUAAACAAAUAUCCUGCCGAUAGCCACAGUUUGCUAGCAGCCACGCAGCAACGGAAAGCCACAGUGUCCAACACAGCAGGCCCCCAGUUGCAAUCGGGGGCAACUCCCAGAGUGUACCAGAACGUCAGUCAACCGACAAGUCAGCCACCGAGAACAUACCAAAACUUUGUACCUUCGGUAGCGCCUCAGUCACCAAGUACUCCAACGGUCAGAAGAAUGGAGUCGCAAGAACAGUUUGGCAGAACGAACGUGCAAUCGGUGUCCGGUGUAACUACUGGCAACAUGUCGCUCGGCACCAUGCACUGCACCCGUUGUGAUGAGGGUUUUGAGCCACAUGAACGCAUCGUCAACUCGAACGGACAGCUUUGGCAUACGCAAUGUUUCGUGUGUGCCCAGUGUUUCCGGCAGUUUCAGGAUGGCAUAUUUUACGAGUUCGAGGGUCGCAAGUACUGCGAGAAGGAUUUUCACAUCCUAUUUGCGCCCUGUUGCAGCAAGUGCAACGAUUUCGUGAUCGGGCGCGUGAUCAAGGCAAUGGCGGCCAACUGGCAUCCGCAUUGCUUCACGUGUGAACGCUGCAGCGCACCGUUAGCGGAUUCGGGUUUCAUCCGCAAUCAAAACCGUGCCCUCUGUCACGACUGCAAUCGUAUCGAGAAGUCGGACGGUCUGGAGAAGCACAUCUGCAACAAGUGCCACGGAGUUAUCGAUGGAGCACCACUGCGCUUUAGAGGAGAGGUGUACCAUGGUUACCACUUCAACUGUACCUCUUGCGGUUCGGAGCUGGAUUCUUCGGCACGCGAAGUGAAGAACCGUAGUGGCUACGCAGCGAAUGAUAUGAACGAGCUGUACUGUUUGCGUUGCCAUGACCGCAUGGGUAUUCCGAUUUGUGGCGCCUGUCGGCGACCGAUCGAGGAGCGUGUCGUUACGGCACUGGGGAAGCAUUGGCACGUGGAGCACUUCGUCUGUGCUAAAUGCGAAAAACCGUUCCUGGGCCAUCGACACUACGAGAAACGGGGCUUGGCCUACUGCGAGACCCACUACCAUCAAUUGUUCGGCAAUCUGUGCUUUGUGUGCAAUCAAGUGAUCGGUGGUGAUGUUUUCACUGCGUUGAACAAGGCCUGGUGCGUGCACCACUUCUCUUGCUCGAUCUGCGACCAAAAACUGGACCAGAAGUCCAAGUUUUUUGAGUACGACGAGAAACCGGUGUGCAAAAAGUGCUACGAGCGCUUCCCGACCGAACUCCGUCGUCGAUUACGCAUUUCGCACGAAAACACCCUCAAGAAGGCAGUUGCUUAAAAGAAGAUCAAUAACAGAUGAAUUAUUUUCAAUUGUGCCAAACUAGCCAAAUGAUGACAAUCGAGGUGAAAUGCCAGGCGAAACAUGCAACCAACCAACCGAACCGUGUACUGACCAACUAAACGACAACUAAUGAAAUAGCCUUGCUGUGGAAAGUAUUAGAACAUAGUGCCCAGUGCCUUUAACUAUUAAAAAGAAACCUUACUACUCCGUUGUGUCUGUUCAACUCAAACUUUGUAGUAACUAUCGAAUCAUGUCGUAUUUAUACUCAAUGUACGUGCACGUAUAAUUAUACUUUCUAACAAAACAAAUAACUUUUUCAAACGGUAGUUCGUACUUUUGUGUAAAUGCUAACUUCUUGUUUAUGUGCACGUUACGUGCACCUACAAUAACAACUCCGAGGUGUUUGAGUUUUAUUUAAUAAAGUGAUUUGAAUUCUUAACAUCAA